Chanos chanos (milkfish) is the source of this 1526-nucleotide messenger RNA. RefSeq names its product peptidase, mitochondrial processing subunit beta (gene pmpcb). The transcript has 13 exons. Gene Ontology annotation, molecular function: metalloendopeptidase activity; metal ion binding. Gene Ontology annotation, cellular component: mitochondrion. NCBI's taxonomy places the organism in Eukaryota, Metazoa, Chordata, Actinopteri, Gonorynchiformes, Chanidae. Bases 1 to 1449 code for a protein of 482 amino acids. The record is from RefSeq and is a predicted model, not a curated record.
AUGGCGGCGUCCGUAGGAUGGUUGGGGGCUGCGAGCAGAUAUUUUUUGAAGGGCUUUUUAAAAAGUCCUGCUAUCACGAGGUCUGUUGUCGGGUCUGCUCGUUACCGGUCAACACAAGCCGUGAGUGAAGUGGUUUUGAACGUACCUGAGACUAAAGUAACCACUUUGGAAAAUGGACUCCGUGUAGCCUCUGAGGACUCGGGGCUGUCGACCUGUACGGUCGGACUGUGGAUAGAUGCCGGAAGCCGUUAUGAGAACGAGAGAAAUAACGGCACUGCGCAUUUCUUGGAGCACAUGGCAUUCAAGGGUACAAAGAAACGUUCUCAGUUAGACCUGGAGCUGGAGAUUGAAAACAUGGGAGCUCAUCUUAAUGCCUACACAUCCAGAGAGCAAACAGUUUACUAUGCCAAAGCCUUCUCCAAGGACCUGCCUCGAGCUGUGGAGAUCCUGGCUGACAUUAUCCAGAACAGCACGCUGGGAGAAGCGGAGAUAGAACGUGAGCGAGGGGUCAUCCUCAGAGAAAUGCAGGAGGUAGAGACCAACCUACAGGAAGUAGUGUUUGAUUACCUGCAUGCCACAGCUUAUCAGAAUACAGCGCUGGGCAGAACCAUCCUCGGACCAGCUGAGAAUAUCAAAACUAUUAACAGAGGAGACCUUGUUGAAUACAUCACCACGCACUAUAAGGGUCCGAGAAUUGUGUUGGCAGCAGCUGGAGGGGUGUCCCAUAAUGAGCUGAUUGACUUGGCUAAGUAUCACUUUGGAAAGCUGCCUGCUAGAUACAAGGGGGAGGCGCCAGCUUUGCCACUGUGCAGUUUUACAGGAAGUGAGGUCCGUGUACGAGACGACAAAAUGCCACUGGCACACAUUGCGAUUGCAGUGGAGGCAGUGGGCUGGUCUCACCCUGACACCAUCCCAUUAAUGGUCGCCAACACACUCAUCGGGAACUGGGACCGCUCGUUUGGCGGGGGCGUGAACCUGUCCAGUAAGCUCGCACAGAUGGCAUGUCAGGGGAACCUGUGCCACAGCUUCCAGUCCUUUAACACUUGCUACACAGACACGGGGCUGUGGGGUCUCUACAUGGUGUGUGAGCCGAGCACCGUCCAGGAGAUGAUGCACUUCACUCAGCUUGAAUGGAUGUCUCUGUGCACAAGUUUGACUGAGAGUGAGGUUGCCAGAGCCAAAAACCUGCUCAAGACCAACAUGCUGCUUCAUCUAGACGGCUCCACACCCAUCUGUGAGGACAUAGGCAGACAGAUGCUCUGUUACAGCCGCAGGAUCCCCCUGCAUGAGCUGGAGGCCAGAAUAGAUGCCAUAGAUGCCAACACCAUCAAGGAGGUGUGUACAAAGUACAUCUAUAACAAAGCUCCUGCAAUCGCUGCCGUUGGGCCGAUUGAACACCUUCCAGAUUAUAAUCGAAUCCGCAGCGGCAUGAACUGGCUCAGGCCCUGAGAGUCAACUAUUCACAAACGUUACCUUACAAAUCAAGAAUAUUUAUGAGUUAUGUGUAUUUUUAUUUUAUUUUAUUA